AUGGAGGUGUCUCAGAACUCCAAGUACUUCUGUGAGUUCUGUGGAAAGUUCGCUGUGAAGAGGAAAGCAGUUGAAAUUUGGGGUUACAAGACUGCGGGAAGGUCAAGGCUGGUGGUGCUUACGCCAAGAACGCUGCUAAUGCAGUCACUGUCAGGAGCACAAUCCGUCGCUUGA
Messenger RNA from Miscanthus lutarioriparius, 174 nucleotides. The record is from the annotation of a GenBank genome assembly. NCBI's taxonomy places the organism in Eukaryota, Viridiplantae, Streptophyta, Magnoliopsida, Poales, Poaceae.